Molecule: messenger RNA, 1212 nt
Organism: Yamadazyma jaroonii
Lineage: Eukaryota; Fungi; Ascomycota; Pichiomycetes; Serinales; Debaryomycetaceae
Source: the annotation of a GenBank genome assembly
AUGGACAUAUUCAAUACCCACUCUUUGAAGAAUCAAAUCUUCAAGCAUAACAUACUAAAUGAAAAUGAAGGUUUGAGCAAAAUAUCAAAUCAAUUGAUCUACCAAACCUUGAUUUUGAGAAGAAACUACAAAUACUGGAAUUCAAUCCAAAAUUCAAUCUUGUACAAAGGUUAUUAUGGUUUACAAAUCUUACCUUUCAAGAUUUAUGACUUUUUCAAAAUAUAUCAGGAAACCGGGGAGAUAGGCGAAUUCAAUUUACUCAAAAUUAUCAAGCAUGAUAUAUCCUCGAACAAGAAGAUUAUAAAACAAGAGUUAACAGAGAAAUAUGAGAUAUUAGGUCAACUAUUAAAUGAUGGCAAUAUUGUUACAACUAAGGAGAUUGAAAUUAAGAAUUAUGAACCAAAUAAUUAUAUCAAAUACUGGAUUCCUGUGGCAUUAUUGAUUUUCUUUGGUCCUUUGGUGUCGUUUAAAUUGAACAAAUACAAGUUUGAUAUCAUCAAUUGGAUUAAUGAGAACUUUGUUGCUAUAACCAAAGGAUUUUUUGAAAACUGGAUUGUCUCCCCCCUUAAACAAUGUAUUAACAUUAUCAAACAAGACGAUAAUAUUAUUAUGUCCAAAGAAGCUUUGAAUUCUGACCUUUCCUCAUUAGAAAGAAUGAUAACUGAUUACUUGAAAGACUCUAAAAUUGAAGUACCAGCUAAUUUACAUGAACAGAUCGUUAGUGGAGAUUUGACAUCAAUGAUGUCAAGAUACGAAAACGAAUUAAGAAGUCCUAUCAAAAACUUAAUUGGGGGAAAUAUGAUUCGUAGUUUAUUGAUCCAAAUCCAAAAGACCAAAGUUGAUGGGGAUGUUGUUAUAAGUGGUAUUGAUAAAUUGAUCAAAUCACAACAAUUGUUAUUGGGUAUUGUGUCCGUAAGUCCAUCCUUAGUUAUAUGCUACUUGUUAUACGGCUAUUUGUCCAAGCCUAAUUUCACUGUUAAUGGGAAAGAUUUGAAAUCAAGUUGUUUGAAUAAUUUAAUUAAUUUACAAGUCCCCACCGACAAUAUUUCAAGAGGAAAUCUUCUUAUAAACAUCAUCAAUUUGAAGAUAGAAAGUAAGUUGAUCUUGAAGAAUGAAGUUUUUCACAUGUUCAAGAACGAUUUGGAUAGGCUCUUGAAUGGCGAAGACGUUUUGACAAAAUUAUAUAGUGUGUAUGCUCUGUACUUCAAAUAG